AUGAAUUUGCAAGCCAUCAAGGAAGCAGCUUAAUAACUGUAUGAAUAUCAAUUUACCUCAGCAAGGAUAAGCUUACCAAAUCUCCAUUAGAGUAGACGUUGUCUGAGGCAACCUCCAACGAGAAUUGGAAUACACCUACUAAAUUGCUAUAAGAAGUAGCGGAGGCUUCAUACGGAUAGUAAGAAACUGUUUUUGAUUAUUAUUAGCACUUCUUGCGAUACAAUAAUGAAAUUCAUAUGGAAGCGUCUUGAUUCGGAUAAUAAAGAAUGGCGUCGGAUUUUGAAAGUAUGAUUCUUUUUUAAAAUACUAGACUUUAAACAUGAUAGAGUAUUUAACGAAAAAUGGAGCACCUCGUUGUGUUGGAGAAUUCAGAGACAAUAUUUACAAAAUCAGAAGUUUCUCAGAUUUCUUUUUGGUUGAACAAGGCUCUGAUAAAGGACUCUCAAGUAAAUAAAUGAAUAAUAAUUAGUUCGUGACAAGACAAAACAAUUGGUUGAUUUAUUGAGCAACGAAAAGUUGAUUGAAGAAGAAAGAGAGAGUGCCAAAAAGAUACGAGAACGAUUAGCAGGUAACACUAAAUUAAGUAUUUUAAGCUGCUGGUGGUGUUGGAGCUAUUGGAAGUAACACAUCUUAUUAAGGUUAUGGAAGUAAUUCAUAUGAGGGAAAUAAGCCAAAAAAUUAUGGAUAAGAAUCCAAUUAAUCAUAGUCAACAAAUUAUUGUAAGUAUUCAAUUUAUAUUGAAGCAUCGAGUUAUGGUGGUUUAGAGAGUGGAGGAGGUCUAGACAAAUACAAGGGUUCAUCUACUAAUAAUGCAAAUCAUAAUAAUAACACUAAUAAUGCAAAUGCUAACAAUAAUAAUGCAAGUAAUAAUACUAAUAAUAAUGCCAAUAUAAGUUUUAAUGGAAUAUAAUGGGCUGCACCUUCAUAAUAAUAAGCAACUGCAGCACCAUUUUCCGAGCCUGUAAUGAAAUUGGCUAAACCUGGUGAAAAGUGGGAUGUUCCAGGGCCUAAACCUUAAUAACAAUAAUAAUAGCAAUAGUAAUAGUAAUAAUAACAAUAAUAAUAAUAAUAAUAAUAAUAAACAAAUUUAUUUGACAUUUUUGAUACUCCACAAUAGGUCCCUUAAUAAUAACCUUAAAUUGUAUAACCUUAAAUUGCAUAACCUUUAUAACCACCUCCAUCACAAUAAUAAAAUAAUCAAAAUGAAUGGGGAUAGUUCUAAAAAGCUACUCCAAUCAACAAUCCUAUUCCAUAAGCUUAAACUCAACAAAAAGCAUAAACUAAUUUAUUGCCUAAUGAUAUUUUUGUGCCUGCUGCAGCAUAAUAAUAGUAAUAAAAUGUACCUUUUGGAUAAUACCAACCUCCUCUUCAACAAAACAAUUAACAAUUAUAUUAUUAAUAAUCCUAAUAAUUAUAUUAACAACCUUAAGCCUAAUAAAACAUAUAAAAUUUAUAUCCCUUGUAAUAGUAAUAAAAUUAAAAUUCAACUAAUUUGUACUAAAACUAUUAAAUAAAUAAUUAUCCUUAACAAUAAUAACCAAAUCUCAACUAUGUUAAACCAUAAGCUGCUGCAUAUUCCCCUUAAGUUAACAUAUAAGUUAACAAUAAUUAACCAAAAGAAUAAUAAGAUGAAUAUUAUUUUGGUGAAUUUGUCUCUGCCAGUCAACCUAAGAGCACUAAUAAUUAAACAGAUUUGUUAGGCAUGAUCGAUUUGAAAAAAGAAAAGCAAGAAUUAGAAUAGAAGAAAUAGAUUCCAACAGCCCCCUAAUCGAAUUAAUAGACUUAGUUGUAUGCAUCCUAAGCUGAAUUGGAUGGAUUCUAAUUUAAUUAUCAAAACAAAGCACCAGUUUAUGGAUCAUGUAUUUUUUUAUUUAAUGUAUAAUAGAUUAAUACCAAUAAAGCAGAUGAUUUAUAAUAAACAUAU
This is a messenger RNA of Paramecium octaurelia, 1924 nucleotides long. The record is from the annotation of a GenBank genome assembly. NCBI's taxonomy places the organism in Eukaryota, Ciliophora, Oligohymenophorea, Peniculida, Parameciidae.